This is a messenger RNA of Amphibalanus amphitrite, 2393 nucleotides long. RefSeq names its product metallophosphoesterase domain-containing protein 1-like. The record is from RefSeq and is a predicted model, not a curated record. Bases 165 to 1097 code for a protein of 310 amino acids. NCBI's taxonomy places the organism in Eukaryota, Metazoa, Arthropoda, Thecostraca, Balanomorpha, Balanidae. The transcript has 7 exons. Gene Ontology annotation, molecular function: hydrolase activity.
UUGCGCGGCGUAGUUAGGUCGCCGCCCUCCUCGCGAGGCCGGUAACGUAAGUUAGGGCCACUAAAAAAAAAAAAAAAAAAAAGACAUAGGUAUCAACCGGUGUAUUAUUGUAUAUCAUUUGGGAUGCGCUUUUUGUGCUACUGAAAGGACAGUUUAGGGUUUUUAUGGGUCAGGCCGAGUCAAUGAAAAUGGAACAAGAAAAAGAUACAAAUAGUUCCCAUUCACAAAGGAUGCCCAGCAUAGAGGUUCACCCGCUGUCUCACCAGCCCACAGCAGCGUGGGAGGAGCUCAAACAGAGCCAGCAGGUCAUCAAAAUCAACACAAAGAUACCGACCAAACCGCCAGGGGACAGGAAGCUCCGGUUCGUGUGUAUGAGCGACACCCACUCACUGACUCCGCACCUGACGAUGCCCGUGCCCGAUGGAGACGUCCUCAUUCACGCCGGCGACUUCACCAAGUGCGGCCGAAUCGAGGAGGUGGAGCUCUUCAAUAACUGGCUCGCGAGUCUGCCGCACCGGCAUAAGAUCGUGAUCGCCGGUAACCACGAGCUGAGUUUCGACCCGGCGUUCACUCGAGACGGCGGCGCCGGGGCUCUGAACGCGCUGCCGACGCUGGGCUGUGACCGCCGCGAUCUGGAGCAGGCGGUGAGCCGGCCCGACUGCCGGUCGCGCCUCUCCGGCUGCACCUACCUGCAGGACGAGUCGGUGACCGUGAGCGGCAUCACCGUCUACGGGUCGCCCUGGCAGCCGGAGUUUUGCGACUGGGCGUUUAACGUGCCGCGCGGCCGGCCCUGCCUGGAGAAGUGGCUCAAGAUCCCCGAGAAUGUCGAUGUGCUGAUCACACACUCGCCGCCGAUAGGUCACGGCGACCUGACCAUCUCGGGGGUGCGCGCCGGCUGCGUGGAGCUGCUCUCCGUGGUGCAGCAGAGGGUCAAACCCAAGUACCACGUGUUCGGACACAUACACGAGGGCUACGGCGUCACCACGGACGGCAAGAUCGUGUACGUGAACGCGUCCACGUGCGACAUCAGCUACGUGCCGUGCAACCCGCCCAUCGUCUUCGACGUUACCAUACCGGACGGUUUCAGCAAACACUGACACACAGCUGCAGCAAACACUGACACAUAGCUUCAGCAAACACUGACACACAGCUGCAGCAAACACUGACACACAGCUGCAGCAAACACUGACACACAGCUGCAGCAAACACUGACACAUAGCUACUGCAAACACUUACAGAAGGCACAAACAAACACUGACAGACGGCUUCAGCAAACUCUGACGCAUUGCUACAACAAACACUGACAGACGGCGGGAACAAACACGGGCAGAUGACGGGAACAAACACUGACAGACGGUGCAAACAAACACUGACACACUGCUACAAACUUUGACAUACGGCUGCAACAAGCACUGACAAACGGCAGAAACUGAUGACACAAACAGCUACAGGCAGCCAUGACUCUAGAGAUUGACUACAAUAAACAUGACCGAACAAACAGCUUCAACAAUCACUAGCCGCACGGGGUUGGAGGGAACAGGGCUGAAUCGCCAGUGUUAUUGAGCACUUACAGGUCGCGCCGAAUGAUCCACAUCAAGUGCGUGGAAAUAGCGGUGUUGGCGAGCUAGAGGUGACGGUUAUGGAUUUUAGGAAGUAUAAAGCCGAGGUGGAAGUGUUUGGGUUUGGGGAGGCUGAUUCAAUGGAGGCUGUUUAAAUGUUGGAUGGAACAGAUAAUGCUGAUGGGUGGAUUGUGGCAGGGAGAGCAGGGGCGCCGUGUCGCCGUUUUUAGCAGCACGCGCGGGCUGGCUGGCGCCUCUCGGGGCUGUGCCGAUGUGGAGAGGUAAGACGGGGUGGAUAAGGAUUAUGGAGCCAGGUCGAUACCGUGCAUUGUGCCCGCCGCCACUGCCCGCUCGCCCCGUCCAUCCAGUCGGGUAUACGGACCUUGGGCUUGCCACAUGUAGAACAAUGUGAUACCGCCCUACGUGUUUUGUACGACGAGUGAGCAUCGAAGUGGCGCUAUGUUUACAAUAUUGGUCAGUCAGAACUGCUUUGAGUCCAAUUUUGCGGCAUUAUAUUUUAUUUGGCGCCUGAUGAUGGCAUCAAGGCUCUGUGUUCGCUCAUACUGUGUGAAUCGCCGUGCUGACUGGUAAAGCCGUGCGAUCGUUGCGUGCAAUAAUGCUUACAUAGUAGCUGGUGGGCUCCAGGUUUUUAUACCGUAUAGGUAUAAUGUGCUGCACGCGGCGAUCGGGUCCCAAUGUCAUACUGAGUGUGACUGUAAGCCAUUGGAACGAUGUAUGUAAUUGGCCAGUGCUGUGGAAGGCGGCCAGUGCCGUUGAUUUACUUUUUAUUCCACGUAUGUAGCAUUAUGUUGAAAAUACAUACCUACAAGCAAG